Aspergillus brunneoviolaceus CBS 621.78 is the source of this 813-nucleotide messenger RNA. RefSeq names its product seipin co-factor family protein. NCBI's taxonomy places the organism in Eukaryota, Fungi, Ascomycota, Eurotiomycetes, Eurotiales, Aspergillaceae. The transcript has a single exon. The record is from RefSeq and is a predicted model, not a curated record. Bases 1 to 813 code for a protein of 270 amino acids.
AUGGCAGCAAUCGACCCCAUGAUCCCCUCGCAAUUCGCGUCCGAAGAACCAGACCCCGAACCAGAACUAGAACCUGGACGCUCGGAACAUCCCACCGAAGAACCAGGCCAAAAGCAGCAGAAGCAGCAGAAGCAGCAGAAGCAACAGCCUGCUAAGGACGCCCCAAUCUUGCACCACAACGCCCUCCUCGAACAGCAACCGCUCACCAUGAAAUAUCUCGAGGACGAUAAUAUUGACUACCGUAAGCGUCAGCGUCACAAUGACAAUGACAUUGCCUGCCACAACCAUCACUAUCCAUUUACCUCCGACGCCACCGAUGACACCAAGACCAACACCAAGAACACCCAAGACACCCAAAACACCAAGAAAACCAAGAACACCAAAUACACCACAACAGCUACUGCUACUCCUACUGUAAUUCCCACUUCUACAGAUGCUACUCAAGCAACCGGCCCCCUCUCCCGCCUCACACACCUCAUCCUCGCCCACCCGGUGCUCGCCACCUUCCUGGCCGCACAGGUGCUCUGCUCCGGCAUCCCUGUGUGCCUGUUCCUGGGCGGCGUGCUGGUGGCGGCCUUCAUUGCGGGGGCGGUGUUCGCGGGCUUGGCGAUGUUGGUGAUGGGGCCUGUGUUGGUGGGGACGGGGUGUUUGGGGGUGGGCGUUUGGGGCUUUGGGUGGGCGGUUUUUGUGCUGGGGAGGGUCGUGGGGAGGGUUUUGAGGGGGGAGUCUGUAGAAGUGUUUGGGUGGGGGUUGGGGGUUUGGGGGGGUGCGGAGGGAGGACGGGGGGAGGGGGACGGGAGGGUUAAGGGUUAG